AUGACGGAGGAAUUUCAUCUUAGAAAUUGUAUGCUUUAUGAAUAUAUGCGCGGAACAAAUGUUUUGGAUGCUACAAAAAACAUUAAAAAGGCGCUUGGUGAAUAUGCUGUUGAUUAUUACCGAUGUGAAAAAUGGUUUAACAAAUUUCGUAAAGGAUUCCGUUCAUUAAAAGAUGAUAGUGAUGAUGAGGAAGAAAUUAUAACUUCCCUUAAAAUUAAAUAUAUUUCAACAAUCCAGACUGAGCAGGCUAAAGCAUUUUAUUGCAGUAUGCAAAAUUAUGAGGAUAUAAUUGGAUCCUAUUCUUAUUAUCUUCAGAGAUAUAAAAUAGCCGACUAUCUUUUAGAGACCAGUAAACACAACAAACUUUUCCGAGAAAUUGUGAUAUUAGAUGAACUUUGUGUGUCUUAUGUGACUCUGCAUUAUACAAACAUAAAUGUAAGUGAAGUCGAAAAAUCAAAUGGGAAAAUUUACACAAAACUGCACAAUGUGAAGAUAUCUUUUUGGUGGAAUUUCAGAGGCUUCCUUCACUUGGAACUAUUACCAAAAAAUAAAAUUUUAACCGAUGAAUUUUAUUGCAAACAAUUUGAUAAACUUCAUGAAAUUUUACUGUUAAAAGAACCCGGACCGGUUCUCAGUAAAUAUGUAAUACUUCAGCAUGACAUUGAUCAGCUAUAUUCAACAAAAAUACUUAAAAAAAUGAGCGAAUUGGGAUAUAAAAUUCUUCCUCAGCCUUACAAGUCUCCUGACUUUAGCUGUUCUAACUGUUUGGUGCUCUCUAGUUUAAAGAAACAAUUCGAAGGAAAAUUUUUUGCCAAUGAAGAAUUAUUAAUACAAGCUAUUACAAAAUUUUUGGGUUAUCAAACUGAAACAUUUUAUUCUCAAGGAAUUACUCAUCUAAUACAAAUAUGGAAGAAUGUAUAUACUGAUUUUGUAAAGUGUAUUACUAAAUAA
Molecule: messenger RNA, 951 nt
Organism: Polistes canadensis
Lineage: Eukaryota; Metazoa; Arthropoda; Insecta; Hymenoptera; Vespidae
Product: histone-lysine N-methyltransferase SETMAR-like
Exons: 1
Coding region: 1-951 (316 amino acids)
Molecular function (GO): nucleic acid binding
Source: RefSeq, a predicted model, not a curated record